This is a messenger RNA of Orcinus orca (killer whale), 4667 nucleotides long. RefSeq names its product atos homolog A (gene ATOSA). The coding region runs from base 301 to 2739 and encodes 812 amino acids. Lineage: Eukaryota; Metazoa; Chordata; Mammalia; Artiodactyla; Delphinidae. The record is from RefSeq and is a predicted model, not a curated record. The transcript is spliced from 9 exons.
UUAAGGAGGCUGGGAAGUAUUAAGAUCAAGGUGCCAGCUGAUUUGGUUUCUGAUAGUCUGGAUGAAUAUUUCGAAUAUGAUGCAGAGGAGUUCUUGGUCUCUCUGGCCUUGUUAAUAACAGAAGGACGAACACCUGAAUGUUCUGUUAAAGGUCGGACGGAAAGUUUCCAUUGCCCUCCAGCACAGUCCUGUUACCCAGUAACUAGCAAACAUGAAUGUAGUGAUAAGCUGGCCCAGUGUCGCCAAGCCCGACGAACUAGGUCUGAGGUCGCAUUAUUGUGGAAGAAUAACCUUCCAAUCAUGGUGGAAGUGAUGCUACUACCAGAUUGCUGCUACAGUGACGAUGGGCCCACCACAGAAGGGAUUGAUCUAAAUGAUCCUGCAAUUAAGCAAGAUGCGUUAUUAUUAGAAAGAUGGAUAUUGGAGCCAGUUCCUCGACAGAGUGGCGAUCGAUUUAUUGAAGAGAAGACUCUCCUAUUGGCUGUCCGCUCAUUUGUGUUUUUUUCUCAAUUAAGUGCUUGGCUGAGUGUUUCUCAUGGUGCUAUUCCACGAAAUAUUAUUUACAGAAUCAGUGCUGCUGAUGUAGACCUACAGUGGAAUUUUUCACAAACUCCAAUUGAACAUGUGUUUCCUGUUCCCAAUGUGUCUCACAAUGUGGCCUUGAAAGUCAGUGUUCAGUCCUUGCCCAGACAAUCUAAUUAUCCAGUUUUGACCUGUAGUAUUCACACUAAUAUUGGCCUUUUUGAGAAAAGAGUUCAAGACCAUGAACUUAAAACCCAUCAGCACCGAAAUUCUACUGAAGCAGAGCAAUGUAGUACAAACAGUUCACAGCGUCUGUGUAGCAAACAAACUUGGACCAUGGCACCCGAAAGCAUAAUAUUACAUGCAAAAAAUGGCACAACUCCAGAAUAUACUGCAGCUGUCAAAAAUGUCAAACUAUAUCCGGGCACUAGUGGUAAAUCUGACUAUGGAACAUCUCAAGGCAAUAUUCUGGGCUUCAGUGGUAUAGGAGAUAAAAAGUCACAUGAAACAUCAGUGAGAACUUUAAAAUCAUUUUCAGUGAUUGAUUCUAGUGAAUCUAGCCGCCAGAGUUCCUGGCAGUCAGUUGGUGAGACUAAUCCUUUAAUAGGCUCUUUAAUUCAGGAGCGACAAGAAGUUAUUGCAAGAAUAGCUCAGCAUUUGAUUCAUUGUGAUCCAAGCACUUCACAUGUUUCUGGACAUCCACUUAAUACACAAGAAUCUAGUUCACUUAAUUCAAAGCUUUUCCGGGUUUCACAAGAAAAUGAAAAUGUGAGAAAAUGUAAAGAAACGUUCUCCAUUUCUUUUGGUAAUCCAGCGCUCACCUCCUCAGAAGACACCAAUGAAGGGAAAAUUCGAGUAAAACCAGAAACUCCUCGAAGUGACACUUGCAUUUCUAAUGGUCUUCAUUCUGAUCAGUCUGUUGGUGAGAUUAAUCCUUUGAUAAGCUCUUUACUCCAGGAGCGGCAAGAUGUCAUUGCAAGGAUUGCUCAGCACUUGGAGCACAUUGAUCCAACAGCACCUCACAUGCCCCGGCAAUCAUUCAACAUUCAGGACUCCAGUUCAGUUCCUUCUAAAGUGUUUAGGAGUUCCUAUGAAGACAGAAAUUUGUUGAAGAAGAACAAGGAUGACACCUCUGUUUCCAUUUCUGAUACAAAAUUUUCCUUGUUAGAUAACAUCAGUGAAGGGAAACACUUAACACCUAAUAAACGUUUUAGUUCUUUUAAAUGCAAUAGUAAUGUCAAGGCUUCUUUGAAACCUCAAACAAGAAGAAAUCUGCAUCAGAACAAUCCUAGUGAAAUCCAAAGUACAUUUCAAGAGACACAGAACAAAGCCACUGGUUUAAUGAAUCCUUCAAAUAUGUCUCUUUGCAAAGAAGAUAACUUAGAUUUCACAAUCAGAUUGGAAAACACACUUUCUGAGUGUCAAUUUAAGGAACAAGAAAUUGACAAUGAAAUCAAUAAACAGUAUUCAAAAUGUAACAGUAUUGACAAACAGAUUUGCACAAAUAAGUAUAAGGACAAAAUAAUAAUAAAUGAAAAUUAUAAUCCAGAAUCUUUUAACAAUCACCAGUUUGAUCAUUCAAAAAAAAAUGACUCGAAAAUAAAUGUUACUGUGUUGGAAAUGUCUGGAUAUUUGAACAAACAUGCAAAUGAGUGCUCAGAUAAAGACUCAAAAAAGCCUAAGUCAUGCGAACAAAAUACUCAACUUAAUAGUAUAGAAAAUUACCUCAAUAAAGAUAGUGAAGGUUUCAAAUGCAAAAAGCCAAACCAAUUAAACAAUGAACAGGAUAAGAAAGAAGAUCCAGUUGAUGAAAAAUCUCAAAACUGUUCUCAGAGGAAGAAUAUAAAAGACUGUUUGUUUACGUGUGAACGCCUGAAAAAUAAAGAGGUAUUGCAGAGAACUAUACCACUUAAACACUCAAGUGUCUGGCGGAAACAUAAUUUUCAUUCCUUGGAUGGAACCUCAACCAGAGCCUUUCAUCCUCGAACUGGAUUGCCUCUUCUUUCCAGUCCUGUUCCUCAAAGAAAGGCACAAUCAGGUUGCUUUAAUCUGGAUUCUUCAUUACUGCAUCUGAAAAGCUUAUCAUCUAGAAGUCCUCGACCAUGUUUAAACAUUGAAGAUGAUCCAGAUAUUCAUGAAAAACCAUUUCUGAGUUCUAGUGCUCCACCUAUAACAAGUCUUAGUCUCUUAGGAAAUUUUGAGUUUUGCACUCAGUAGGGCCUAACAUGCAUGCUAGUACAAUAUAUUCGUUUAAAGUCACAAAAAUCUGAAUAAAGUCGUAGACUACAUUGGAUCAUUGGCCUUAUCCAUUAGCAUUUUUGUGCUCUUUUUCUGAAAUUUUCAUACAUCCUUAGAACAUGUUUCUUAUUUAAGAAACAUUUAUUGAGUACCUACUAUGUGUCAUGUUAUAUGCUAGGAAUAUAAAGCUAAAUAAUAAACUGCCUGCCUUAGAGAAGUUUACAGUCUGCUGGAGAAGUUGGACAUAUAAAUAAUCUAUAAACCGAAGUAAUUAGCACUGUAAUAGAAAUUUUCUCAGUCUCCAUAUAUUUGUUCUCUCUGCUAAGGGACUGGGAAAGUUUUACUAAGGAGCUGUCAUUUGAGCUUAGUUACAAAAGUUGAGUAGGAAUUUGCCAAGUAAAUUGUGUGAGAAGUGUCAAGGGAUUCUAGACAAAGGGAGCUACAUGUGCAAAGGCAUAUGUGUAAAAGUAGUAAAAGAGCAUGGUGAUAUUGAAAAGCAUCAUCCAGAACUGGAGUAUAAGACUGCGUGCAAGUGAGGAGAGCUGUGGUAAGAGAUGUAGGGUGGGCCUUACGUACCAUGCUGUGAAUAUUUGACUUCAUCCUGUGGACAUCAAGAAACACAAAGUUUUUAACCUGGUGGGUAACGUAAGACUUUUUUUUUUUUUUUAAAGAAAAACUCUGGCAGUAAUACAGAUGAUACACUAAAGAUGGAAUAACUAAUUAGAGGGUAUUGCAUUUGUUCAGAGGAGAGGUUAUGAGGGUCUGAGCUAGGUUACUGGUGUUGAGAGAGCUGAGGCUGUGAGACUGAGAGGUCCCAUCAGCUGGGUAUGGAUUGGAUUGAUUGCAGGGCAGGAGGGAGAUAUAGAAGGCUCGUUGUAACAUAGGUCUCUUGGUCUGGUCUUUUUGACACGGGACUUGAGAAUUGCUGAUGCCACUUUCAAAUUUAGACUCAUGAGGGCUUGGAGUGUUUCUUUUCAAAGAAUUACUGAAUCAAAGAAAUGUUACUCACAUUUCUUGAUGUAUGCAUAUAUAUGUUGAUAUAUGUAUAGGAAGGAGAGCUUGUGAAAGGUUUAACAUGUUUCUCAUACCUGGAAAGAUAAACACUAAAUUGUUAAAAGUGGUUUCCUCAGCAAAUGAGCUUGGGAGAGAUGGAUAAGGAGCUUCUCUGUUGUUUGUAUUUAUGUACUUUUAAAUUUUUCCCAAUGUGUAUUUACUGUUUUUUAAAUUAAACUAAACAAUAAAACAUAUGUCACAUCCAACAACAAUUUUUAAGAGGCAGUUGUUUUUCAGUUAAAGUUAUGAGUACUUGGCUUUCUGUUUUGAUGGAACUUCUGUAUAUGACCUGUUAACAAGUUUUCAAGUGCUUCUCUGUGGCUAACAGUAGAAAUAAACUCUGAGGAAUAAGAAAAUUUCUGAUAUUAUACCUGCUCUGGUAGAGCAUACUUUCUUUACAGAGAUAAGAAUAACUCAUUAAACGAUUAUAUCAAAAUAAUGGUGAAAAAAAAAAUAAUGAUGAAGUUCAAAGAUAGUUCAGUGUGGGGUUGGAAUAGUAAGGAGGCCAAACUUUGUAAGGUGGUAGAAGAUUGAUUUGGGAGGGGGUUGAUUUCAGGUCAGAUGAACAUUUGAAAUGAGGGCAUGGCAAUGGCAGUGACCACUUUUCUAGUGCCAGAAAGCAUACUAACAUAUUUCUUUAAAUAGAAAGAAGGAAUGAAUGUGUUAACUUUUAAAUUUUAUUUCUUAAAAAUUCUUUUAUUUUGCCUUCCAGGAGUCUGUCUUGAACUAUCGUUUAGAUCCUCUCGGCAUUGUUGAUGGCUUUACUGCCGAGGUAGGGGCAAGUGGUGUUUUCUGCCCCACUCAUUUGACUCUUCCAGUUGAAGUGUCAUUCUACAGUGUUUCUGAUGAUAAUG